AUGUCGGCGAAGCUUGAAAUGAGUGUCAGUUUCAGCCUUUGUACUUCCAUCACAGCCCCGCACCGGCGUGGUAGGCGUACUACUGAGGGUCGCGCGCCCUCUCCUGUGACUAGCCAGAGCUCUAGCGCACGGCACGGGCGGCGGAUUCGCUUAGUACCAUUGAUCAUAAGAGCCUGUUCGCGUAUUUUAUUUCACAGUGCAGACAAGCGCACUGAAAAUGUGCUCAUGUGUUAUGUUAUAAGAACAUUUAUGGUACCUAGCUUACAAUCAAGCCUGUUGCUGAUGCAUUGUCGUCUCUGGGAAAGUAUGGGAUUGGCAGUUAGUGACUUAUUGAUCAUCAUUAAUCAGAUUGGUAAUGAGUGUUGUGGUUGUGUUGACAGAGGCGUGGGGCGCGGCGCGUGGCGGCGGCGCGGGCGCGGGCGGCGCCAUGACGCGGCGCCCGCCACCAUGACGCUGCCGCCGCCCGCGCGCCCCGCGCACCCCGCCGCGCACCGCGCAAUGCGCUAUUACCGCAUCUGGAUCUACGCGUGCAACGGCGCGCUGUUGCUAGGGGCGCUCGCAUUCUGCGCGGCAGCGGGGCGCGCGCUCUCUGACUACCGGCGCGCGCUGGUGCCAGGCCUCGGCGUGGCUCAGCCAGGCUUCCUCUACGGAUACGCGGCGCUGCCCGCGCAGGCGGGGCUGCUGCAGCUUCUCGGUUGUCUAGCGGCAUUAAGACUCUCUGAACGAAUGCUUAAUGCCUAUUGGUUGGCACUUUUAGCACUGCUUGUUGGGGACGCCGCAAUAGGUGUUUAUUGGGCGUUCAGGUUUGAACGAGUUUGCCGCGAGCUUCGGCCUCAAUUACGGCUUCGUCUCGCAAAAGAUUACGACACGGAUAUUGACUUUUCACAAGCUUGGGACCGCCUACAGAGAGAACAGCGGUGUUGCGGUGUCACAGGGCCGGCAGACUUCGCGGCUUUCAAUAGAACUACUCUCCCGGCUAGUUGUUGUCGUAUCCCAGCGCACACGACUUCAGUCACGCCGGCGCUACUGGCCGUCACAUCUGCCACGUCCCCGGCGCCGUUCACUCCCGUGCAUUGUGCGCCGCACACAGCCGCCUGCUCAGAGAGACUACUAGUUUGGCUUCGACGAACUGCAGACGCGUUGUUCGUAUUAGGAUAUUGUGUUAUAGCAUUUUUAAAAUUGUGCUUCCUUGGAAUCCUCCGAUACGAAAUAAAGGAGAUGAUUCAAAAAAUUAGAAUUUUACGAAGCGAGUUGGGAGCAGGUGAAUUACUCGACGGUAGUCCUAUACAUGGCGGACCAUUAUCACAAACGAUAAUAGUGAAUGCUGUCAAUGCAAACGGAGGAGUGCGAGCUCAUGGUGGUAGCCCUGAACGCGCGGGUGAGCGCGAGGCACUACUGGGGCGAGCGUCGGAGCCGUGCCCGCGGCGGAGCAUACACGACGAACCGUUAGGUCCCAAGACGAUAAAUGGAAACAACAACUGUGAGAUGCGCGAGCUGGCUCGAGGUGACUACAGGCCACUGGCGGCAGACAGUGCAGCGACUCGGAUCUGA
Spodoptera littoralis (African cotton leafworm) is the source of this 1551-nucleotide messenger RNA. The record is from the annotation of a GenBank genome assembly. NCBI's taxonomy places the organism in Eukaryota, Metazoa, Arthropoda, Insecta, Lepidoptera, Noctuidae.